UGUUCAUACUACAUCAAUGUGUGUGUGUGUCAUGCUAACACCGGCUGUGUACAUGUGAUAUUGUAGAGUCAAUAACAGUACCUUGUGUAAACACUUUCUUGUCGGAAAUACUCGUGUUUUUUUUUAUGUUCGCCUCAAAGAGGCAGAUUACCGGGACAUUUUAGGAACAGGACACGUGUUUACAUCGCACCAGACACCGGUUAAAAGUGACAAGGUUCCUGGUGACCCGGUUUGGAUGGACCACAGAGGUGAUGCGGACGGAGGGAAGGAGAACGGAGCAGCUCCUAACCACGUGUCGAUUACACCGGAAGGCGAAAACAUGGACACGGGAGAACAUGCUCAGGAACACCAUCAAAUGAAGGAGACGUUAAUCUACAAAAUUCGGGACAACCCUCCCAUGCACCUUACUAUCCUAUUCGCUUUUCAGCAAGCCCUGCUGUCCCUGGCAAACCAGUUAGCGUUAUCCCUCAUGGUGGCACAGGCUGUAUGCGGUGACAAUAGUGCGUGGUUCAAAACCCAGCUACUAAGUUCCACCCUGUUCAUGGACGGCAUUACUACAAUAGCCAUGGUUUUGUUUGGUGCCAGGCUGCCGCUGUUCCAGGGUGCUGCCUUUGAAUAUGUGGUGCCAUUGUUGGCACUCCAAACCCUAGACCCUGACAGGUGCAAUGUCGUGGACACAUCAGAACAGUCCGUUAUGAACGAGGUGACGGGGCAGAACUCCACCGUGUUGGUCAAUAUGACUAUGGAUCUUGACCAGGUCAUCCUGAGAAACACCCAAAGUCUGAUGGGUAGCCUGAUGGCCGCGGGAUUUAUUCACUUUUUAAUAGGAGCCACCGGACUGGUGGGAUUCCUACUGCGGUUUGUGGGUCCAGUGACUAUCGUACCCACCAUACUUCUUAUUGGGCUGUACAUGACCAGGACGGCCGUCAAGUUUAUAGAGGUCCACUGGGGUAUAGGGAUCAUGACUACUGCUAUUUCCUUGCUACUGUCGCUGUAUCUAGGACGGUUUAAACUUCCAAUUCCGGUCUGGACGCGAAAAAGAAGCUGUCACGUGAUACGAUAUCCUCUACAUCAAGUGUUUGCUCUGCUGAUAGGUAUGAUGGUGGGCUGGGCGGUCAGUGGAGUUUUCACAGCAUGCGGACUUUUCAGUGAUGACCCCAAUGACCUCCAGUAUAAGGCCCGUACAGACAUCAACCAUGACAUUGUGACGAACGCUAGCUGGUUCUACUUCCCACACCCAGGACAGUUCGGUCUCCCCGGCUUUAACGUCAGCGUAUUUGCGGGGUUCCUUCUUGCUACACUCAUCUCCGUUCUGGAUUCUAUUGGGGACUAUUACGCAUGCGCGAAGACGUGCAACGCUCCACCUCCUCCUUCACAUGCAAUCAACAGGGGAAUCGCAGUUGAGGGCUUAUGUACGUUCAUAUCGGGGAUAGUAGGGUGUGGUCACGCCACCUCAACGUAUGGAGGCAACGUAGGCGCCAUCGGCAUCACAAAGGUUGGCAGCAGACAGGUUUUCCUCCUUACUGGAAUCAUCUACAUCGCCUUCGGUCUGAUAGGGAAAUUUUCCGCUGUCUUCAUCACCAUUCCGUACCCUGUCCUAGGUGGCGCUCUGGUCGUCAUGUUCGGAAUGUUCAUUGGUGUGGUUUUAUCUAAUCUCCAGUACAUUAGUCUUACGUCCACUCGGAACAUCGCUAUCAUCGGCACCUCCAUAUUGUUUGGUCUAAUGGUACCAUAUUGGGUGGAAAAAAACCCCAAUGGAAUCAACACAGGCCAUUCCGAUACCGACCGUGUGCUGAGAGUGAUCCUUGGUAACGCUAAUUUUGCGGGAGCCGUACUGGCGUGUUUCCUAGACAACACCAUUCCAGCCACCAAAGAAGAGAGGGGAAUCACCGCUUGGCAAAACGUGACAAAGAACAAAUCUAAAGAUGACCCCCACCAAGCCAAGGAGGAGUUGUACGAGGAAUCUAUAGACGUGUACGAACCACUCUUUCCAAAGGCGUGGAGAAAACAUUUCAUUCUCAAAUACAUACCGUUUUUACCGAACCCUGACGAGUAUGAUAUCGUCAGUGAUUGUGCCUGUCCAUCAACUACAUCCUGUACAUGUUCUAGAUUAGAGACGUCUCAAAUAUGAGAUUGCAUUAUGUGUUCAGGGAGUAUAACGUCAUAUCAUCUAACGCCAAACGGUAAUCUUAUUUAAUUAAUUCAUUAAUCAAAAUUUGACAUACAAAAAAAGCCAAAUUUGAUAUACAUAUAACGUCUUAUAUCUAUUAAUUUAUUAAUUCUUAUUUAGGUUAUUUGUAUUUCUGGACAGACAUUAACGUCAAGACAUUUUCUAAUGCAUUAUCUUACUGCCAAACUUCUGAAAUUGUCAAUAUACUUUUGUUAUGAUAUGCUAUGUUGGAUGGGGCCAUUUUACUCGAUUCGACGGCGAGUUGUUAAAGACGGUAUUAAUCAAUGUUUUACCUUGCACACAUUGUAAUACUGGUAGGGAAACGUAGUUCUUAGGGUUUCGUUGUGAUAAUAUGUUUUGUUGUAUUUCUCACAAAGGAACUCCAUGUACCCAUGCUGUCAUCUUCGCUAGCCAAGGAUUCGUGGAGUGUAACGUAAUCAGAAACCUUGGCUAGCCAAGAUGCCAUGCUAUAUGCUGGUUUAUUGCGACGGGUUGACAGUCGCACUCUAGAGAGUAGAUAACAGAGGCAUACACCUCACAAUUUAAAUAAGUUGAUAAUGUUAUUCGAAUGACUAUAUAUUAUAUUUUGAGUGUGAAUUUGUUAAAGUUUCCUAUUAGUAAAUAAGCAUUGACGAUGCACAAUGUAAAAUAAACGGGUUCUGUACGCACUCCGAUAUAAUAGUACUACUAAAUGUGAGACUGGUCUCCGAUGUUAUUAUCUUAAAUAUUCUUUAAUUGUGAUUAAGAAAAUAAAAAAAAACCAAUCGUUAAUAUUACUCAACUGAUUAUUACAAUAUGUUAAGCUUGAUAUUGACAAUUAUUUGUUUGAUUAAUAGUAUGAUACUGCAUGUAAUCAUGUAGUUACCGCAGAUUGUAAUAACUUUUACACAACGUUAUAACAUGUUUAGAUGUUAUAUAGCAUGCCUGGUUGUAAGUUAAGUAAUUAAAUCAUGCUGUGUUGUAUUGACUUUAUUAAGUCAUGCAUGGUUUUAUUGAUGUAUUAACACCAUGCUUGGUUGUAAUUACAUAAUUACAUGAUAUCUGACUGUUUAUACACCAUCCACCAUCCUUGGUUGUAAUUACAUAAUUACACGAAAUUUGGCUGUAAAUACACCAUGCUUGGUUGUAAUUACAUAAUUACACGAUAUUUGGCUGUAAAAACAGUAUGCUUGGUUGUAAUUACGUGAUAUCUGGCUGUAAAUACAGUAUAUGUGGUGGUAAUUACAUAAUAUAUGGCUGUUAAUACACCAUCCUUGGUUGUAAUUACAUAAGUACAUGAUAUAUGGCUGUCAAUACACCAUCCAUCAUCCUUGGUUGUAAUUACAUAAUUACAUGAUAUCUGACUGUUAAUACACCAUCCUUGGUUGUAAUUACAUAAUUACAUGAUAUCUGACUGUUUAUACACAAUCCUUGGUUUUAAUUACAUAAUUACACGAAAUUUGGCUGUAAAUACACCAUGCUUGGUUGUACUUACAUAAGUACACGAUAUUUGGCUGUAAAAACAGUAUGCUUGGUUGUAAUUACGUGAUAUCUGGCUGUAAAUACAGUAUAUUUGGUGGUAAUUACAUAAUUACAUGAUAUAUGGCUGUUAAUACACCAUGCUUGGUUGUAAUUACAUGAUAUCUGACUGUUAGUACACAAUCCUUGGUUGUAAUUACAUAAUUACACGAUAUUUGGCUGUAAAUACACCAUGCUUGGUUGUAAUUACAUAAUUACACGAUAUUUGGCUGUAAAUACACCAUGCUUGGUUGUAAUUACAUAAUUACACGAUAUUUGGCUGUAAAUACACCAUGCUUGGUUGUAAUUACAUAAUUACACGAUAUUUGGCUGUAAAUACACCAUGCUUGGUUGUAAUUACGUAAUAUCUGGCUGUAAAUACAGUAUAUUUGGUGGUAAUUACAUGAUAUCUGACUUAAUACACAAUCCUUGGUUGUAAUUACAUAAUUACAUGAUAUAUGGCUGUUAAUACACCAUCCUUGGUUGUAAUUACAUAAUUACACGAUAUUUGGCUGUAAAUACACCAUGCUUGGCUGUAAUUACAUAAUUACACGAUAUUUGGCUGUAAAAACAGUAUGCUUGGUUGUAAUUACGUGAUAUCUGGCUGUAACUACAGUAUAUUUGGUGGUAAUUACAUAAUUACAUGAUAUAUGGCUGUAAAUACACCAUGCUUGGUUGUAAUUACAUAAUUACAUGAUAUCUUGCUGUUAAUACAGUAUGUUUGUUGUAAUUACACAAUUACUUGACAUCUGGCUGUAAAUACAGUAUAUUUUAUUGAAUUUACACAGUUAAAUCGUAAAGUUAUUGAAGUAUCAUUAUAGGUUGUGUUGGUUGAUGUUACUACAAUAUGUUUAAUUACAUUCAGAUAAUUACGCCAUUCCUGGUUGUGUUAACGUAAAUAUAGUUUAUGUAAUAUGUAUUUUUCUGCUGUACAACCUAGACAUUAUUCUUCUAUACUAAAACUUUUCCUGUUAACGUUUUCGAAUCGGUUUUUUGGGGGGGUUAUCGGUAAUUCUGUCUCAAUAACUGGGAACCAAUUGUGAUCUGAUGUCAAAUUACGGCGGAAAUUCUGACAUUCAUACCACCCGAAACUGGUGGUCAGAGAAACGUUUUCUUUUCUGUUUUGAAUUUAACUAUAGAAAUCGAAAUAAAUCUUUUUAAUAUCUGUAUGAUAUACAACAUAAAUUCCUUGCAAACAUAUUCUCCAAGAUGCCCUGGUCCCGAUUUCAUCAACGUUGACUUAAAGAAAUUCAUGAACUGAAAUAUUUCCAUUGGAAAGCAUUACAGAAUAAUGAAGUACAACAUCUAUGUAACUUACUAUCUAAAUUGCAAAAUUACUGUAAUACGCUUCACAUCAUAAUAUACAGUGUACAAAUCAUAUAUAAACUAUAUAGACUCGAUCAGUUCGAUGAUAAUGUGUUAAGAACGUGUGCGAAUAAGACGUAAACAGGUGAAUUUUAAAUUUGGCCAGGGUUUCCUACUUCUUGGUAACUGUUAAUAAUUAAAUAUAAGCUGUUCCACAAAGUGAAUGCUACCUUUACAAAGCACAGGUUAUCAUAAGUCACAGAACGAGAGUUUGGAAUGCGUAACAAUGAUUCUGUCUUCGAUCGUAGUGAUCGUGACGGCUGAUAGAGAGUGACAAGUUCCUGUCAAUACUCCGGAGCCGUUCCAUUUAUUGCCUAGUACUUCAAAAUAUAUAUGGUGACCUGAAACGCACAGGUAGCCAAUGUAAUGAAUAAAGCACUGGUGUGAUGUGCUCCCUCUUUCGAGUACGGGAAACAAGACGUGCUGCAAUGUUCUGGCCCAUCUGCAGGCGGCUGAUCGGUGCAUCAGAUACACCAAAGUGCAAAGCAUUACUUUAAUGCAAUCGAGAAGUAACAAGCGAAUGUAUCAAUGUGUUGCAUGCAUCUGUGCUAAUGAAGUGCCAGAUACAUCCAAUGUGUCUGAUUUGGUGAUAACAUUCAAGGGGAAAUCUUAGUGACGGAACCUUCCUUGAAUACUGUAAUGCUUUCUUAUUGGAAAUUGAAAGUUAAGGAAUAUUGAUGAAACCGGGGUCUGUGUGAACGAAAGUGUCUUGUAUACCGUUAUAAAUAGUGGAAAGGUGCAUUUCAGUGAUAUAUAUACCACGUUAGGCUGUGUCUUUCAGAAGUACUCCAUGUUUAGAUUGAAUAGUUUUUAACCAAAUGAGAAUAUGCUUAAUUGUAUGUGUGUAAUUAUUUUUAUUAUUCGGAAUACAGUGUAAACAUAAGUAAACGGAAAAAAGAGAUAUGAGGACAAAAGCGUUUAAGAGCGAAGAAUCUCAAUACAGUCAAUACCUACCGAAUGAUUCUCCACUAAAAUACAGAAUACUCAAUAAUUUGUCAAUAGACAAUGCUUAUCUAAUGCUUAUUAUUUUUAUAGUGGGAAUCGCAAUUACGCCCACUCAGUUUAGGAAACAGCUACAGAAGAAGUACAAGUGUGCACUUUUGUUGAAUUUUCUAUCAAUAGCCUUUCAAAGGGUGCUGGUUUUUGCAAUCAAUUAAUGAGGGUAUUCUCAGCUGAUUUUUAGAGAGGUGUUAAACUGGUCAGGAGAGAAGAUGAGUAUACGGUUAUUUAAAUGUAAUAGAGCAGAUUUUUUAUGCGGGUUUGGUGAUCCACCGUGUUUUGUUUAGUUAUAUAAAAUGGGUUCAUUUUCUGUGAGAUCUAAAGUCAAUGUGGAAAAAAGAGGUUCCGUCUGAGAUCCUUGUAUAUCGAAUGAAUUAUAUGAUUAAGGUGAUGGGGUCUGUGAUCCCUGUAAGGUAGCGGAAUGGGUGCUGGAUACAUAUAAAAGGUAUUUGGGUACGCGGUCCUUAUAAAAGGUAAUGGGUUUUGUUAUCCCUGUAACACCAGCUCACAUUCUGUUUACUUUCAUGUUGUUUCAAUCUCUUACGUUUUUUAUUAUUAUAUUAUCAUAUUUGUUUUGUUAAUAUAUUCCUACAUGAUUAGUGCUUGCUUCUCACAUCUAGAUAAGCUAAGUUGGGUUCAAAAACAGUUCAUCUUAAGACGGGUGUAAAUCAAAUACCUGUGUUUUGUUUAUAAAAUCGUUUCAUAAAUGAUUCGGAAGCAUAACAAGAAUCAUUGGAAACUCGUGUUAAAGGCUGUUAUGUUUUAUGGGUAUUAGGCAUACUGAAUUUUGCUUGUUAAAUGUACGAUCGGUAUGAAUUUUUGUUUUAUCUCAAUUUUAAUUGUAUGGUUUGCCAAUAGCGGCGGCAUGUGUAUUAAACGAUGAUUUGAUGAUUUUACAUAACAACUUUAAAUUUCUGACUGCUAUCAGGCGAAUCCCACAUUAUGUGUAUGAAAUACUUCCAUUGUACCCUUCUUGGUCUCUGGGAUGUUUCUAUUGUACCCUUCUUGGUCUCUGGGAUGUUUCCAUUGUACCCUUCUUGGUCUUUGGGAUGUUUCCAUUGUACCCUUCUUGGUCAUUGGGAUGUUUCCAUCGUAUCCUUCCUUGUAUUUUGGAUGUUUCCAUGGUAACCUUUCUGGUCUCUGGAAUGUUUGUUGUUCAGUUAAAACGCGCCAUUCUCGGUAUCCGGAAUAUUUUUGUUAGGAUCUGAUUGGAAUGUUUAUGCUUAUUUGUAUUUUGCUAGAUUUAUCUUGUCCUGUCCACUUUUGGAAUGAUUUUGACUACAAGUUUUACCCUGUUGUAUUAACGCUGUAAUAGUUAUUGUUUUACGUGUAGCAGGAUUAUCUUUUGAUAUUGUCCGCUACUAUGUAAUAGCGAUGUUCUUUACAGGGAAAACUCCAACAGAUAAUUUCAUUAUCAUUUCGCAUGUUGUUCAGUCCUGCUAUGUACACAAAAAUAUAUUGUAGAAUUCUUAUAAAAAAAGUUUCAAGAUCUCAGGAGUUUUAGUUACCUACGUUUUACUAUGUAUGUAGUCGAUUCGAAAAUGGGGACAUUUAUAGGUACUAGAUGGUGAUGACAUCACAGGUGCUAAAUACCAAUUGUAUCUAGUUACGUAUCUCUACCAGAGGCCCGGUCAGUAAAUAUUUCUUUAAAACCUACACGUAGGGACAUUUUUAAAGAGAGAACGUGUGAUACAAGGUAACGGUUAUAAUUGGUUCUUACACAAGUGUGCUCGUGUCUGAUACGGGUGUAAGAGCACGUAAUGAUUUGGAUAUUUGGGUGCUUUGUAUUGUUAAACAAAUGUUGUAAUUUAUUACUGAAUCUCUCUCUUAUUUAAAUCGUUAUUAUUAAUGUAAUUGUUUUAAAUGUGAACUCAUGUUUUAUAUUUAAUCUUGAUAUAGUGUAUUACACACUAAUGAUACAUUGUUUUAGCUUGAUAAUUUUCUGGAAUGGGAACAAUUUAAUUAAUGUUUCUUUGUAUUUUAAAUUAAAGAUUGACAAUUUUGUGUGUUAAAAAAGUGAUGUACGCAUAAAAAUGUCUUAAAUUCUAGAUUGUAUUUGGCAAAAUGUUAUAAUAAACUAGAAGCAAACUAUACCUCGUUGGCGUGCGUAAGCACCACAUUACGUCGGCUACUUUUGGUACUGAGCGUCGCUCACUAACAUAACUGUUUGUCUCCUCCUAGCGUCGCUCACAAAUAUUACUGUUUGUCUCCUCCUAGCGUCGCUCACAAAUAUUGCUGUUUCUCUCCUCCUAGCGUCGCUCACAAAUAUUACCGUUUCGCUCCUAGCAUCGCUCACAAAUAUUACUGUUUCUCUCAACCAGGCGUCGCUAAAACAAAAUAGUACUGUUUCUCUCUUCCGGGCGUCGCUCACGAAUAUAACUGUUUCUUUUCACCAGGCGUCGUUCAUAAAUAUUACUAUUUCUCUCAACCAGGCGUUACUCACAAAUAUUAUUGUUUCUCUCAACCAGGCGUCGCUCAAAAAAUGUUACUGUUUCUCUCUUCCAGGCGUCGCUCACAAAUAUAACUGUUUCUUUCCACCAGGCGUCGCUCACAAAUAUUUCGUGUUUCUUUCCACCAGACGUCGCUCACGGUUAUAGUAAGUAAAACCAGUCGGAAAUUACAAAACAAAAAGAUAUGACUUCCGUUUUAUCGAUGGCGUAAUUGUUAUAGCAGUCCGCAUCAUUCCAGAGAGAUGUACAAUAUCAACGAUGAAGGCAUUUCGAUUGUGCAGUAAAAUUGGAGGUGUGAAUAAUUGUGGAUAUACCGUUAUUGUCAAUAUUGUAAGUGUAAUUGCCAAUGUUUGUAUGAAAUUGACUGUAUUUGUAGGUAUACUGUAAUUGCCUAUAUUGUACUUGUAAGUAUAAUUACAAAACUUUGUGUGUAUAACUUCCAUUUUUUGUGUAGGAAAACAAAAAUUGUUAGAUUUUAUUUUACUUUGAUGUCAAACAGAAUUCAGUUUUCAAGAGAUAUGGAUAUAUACAUAACAUUAAUGCUAUCAUCGGCUAAUAAACCAAAUGCUGAUUUCGUGCAAUUUGUAAACUUCCAAUCCUUCAUACACACAAUGACAUAUAUUUUAUCUGUUACAAAUGAUCGCUGGUGGGUUGUCUUUAUAAUGGUUCACUGUCAACAAGGCGAAAUAAUCUGCAAUAUUGUUAAUAUUUCGCAUAUCAAGAAAAUGUUCACUAAUCGAAUAGCAGCAGUUUCUAGUGUGUUACAAAUCAGUCUUGUUGAAUACACGAUGUACUUUUUUUAAUGUGUACACAACUGUCUCUCAAUGACGUUUUAUUGAUAUUCUAAGCUUUAAAGGAUGCUUGUGAAUGGUGCAAAACCUUACGAAUGGUGUUUCAAAUCAAAGCAAUAAACCAGAAAACGUGUCUGUUGUGAUGAACAUAUGGUACGUGGCGCUCAUCAAUGUAAAUUGAGCUUUAAUGUAUAAAUGGUGUGAAAUGUCUAAAACUGAUAGGAUAUUAAAAUGAAACGAGGAUAUUAAAAUGAAACGAUAGCCUUCA
Pecten maximus is the source of this 9540-nucleotide messenger RNA. RefSeq names its product solute carrier family 23 member 1-like. NCBI's taxonomy places the organism in Eukaryota, Metazoa, Mollusca, Bivalvia, Pectinida, Pectinidae. The transcript has 12 exons. The coding region runs from base 236 to 2131 and encodes 631 amino acids. Gene Ontology annotation, cellular component: membrane. The record is from RefSeq and is a predicted model, not a curated record. Gene Ontology annotation, molecular function: transmembrane transporter activity. Gene Ontology annotation, biological process: transmembrane transport.